Messenger RNA from Seriola aureovittata, 6123 nucleotides. RefSeq lists its product as uncharacterized. Gene Ontology annotation, biological process: G protein-coupled receptor signaling pathway. The record is from RefSeq and is a predicted model, not a curated record. Lineage: Eukaryota; Metazoa; Chordata; Actinopteri; Carangiformes; Carangidae. Gene Ontology annotation, molecular function: G protein-coupled receptor activity. Gene Ontology annotation, cellular component: membrane. Bases 1 to 5562 code for a protein of 1853 amino acids. The transcript has 22 exons.
AUGGUUUUGUUCUCUUCUUUUUUCUUCUCAGUGUCUUCCUCUCUUUCUUCCUCUUGUAAAUUACGGCGAGAGUUUCAUCUCAAUGGGUUGCACAGGGCCGGGGAUGUUAUUCUGGGUGGGUUGUUUGAGGUCCAUUACACCUCCGUCUUCAGUGAAUGGACAUUUACUUCAGAACCACGUCAACCCACCUGCACAGGCUUUGACACUCAAGGAUUCAGACAGGCCAUGACGAUGGUUUUUGCUGUUGAUGAGAUCAACAGAAACUCCAACCUGCUACCAAAUAUAACUCUGGGAUACAGUCUGUAUGACAACUGUGGUGCACUUGUUAUCGGAUUUCGUGCUGCUUUGGUGCUGGCCAGUGGUCAAGAGGAGCAGUUUCUGCUUCAGGAGAACUGUUUAGGGACCCCUCCAGUUGUGGGGAUUGUGGGUGAUUCCUACUCAACAUUUUCUAUUGCCACCUCCAAUGUGUUAGGUUUAUUCAGAUUGCCUAUGGUGAGUCAUUUUGCCACAUGUUCCUGCCUGAGUGAUCGGCAACGGUUUCCAUCCUUCUUUAGAACAAUUCCAAGUGAUGCUUUUCAGGUGCGUGCUAUGAUUCAGAUUCUAAAACGCUUUGGCUGGACUUGGGUAGGUCUGCUGAUCAGUGAUGACGAUUAUGGAGUACAUGUUGCCCGAUCCUUCCAGUCUGACUUGACUAACUCAGGUGGAGGUUGUCUCGCCUACACAGAGAUUUUGCCUUGGAGCAAUGACCCAGCUGAACUUAGGAGAAUUGUGGAUGUGAUGAAGAAAUCAACAGCUCGUGUGGUCAUGGUGUUUGCACAUGAAAUCCACAUUUAUCAACUAGUGGAGGAGGUGGUGAGGCAGAAUGUGACAGGCCUGCAGUGGCUGGCCAGUGAAGCCUGGACAUCAGUUGAUGUGCUCCAGACGCCCGACUUCAUGCCGUACCUGGCUGGAACACUGGGCAUUGCCAUCCGUCGGGGAGAAAUAGCAGGAUACAAGGACUUCCUCUUAAGAAUACACCCCGACCAACACCACAACAACUAUGGAAAUAGUAUUGUGAGAUUUUGGGAAGAUAUAUUUCAGUGUAGAUUUUCUCCACCUCCAGUAGAUUGGGUGGAAGCUGGAGGAGCAUUAUGCACUGGACAGGAAGAUCUACAUAAAGUGGAUAGUGAGCUGUUUGAUGUUUCUAAUCUCAGACCGGAGUACAAUAUUUACAAGGCUGUGUAUGCUCUGGCGUACGCCCUUGAUGACAUGCUGCACUGUGAGCCAGGGAGAGGGCCUUUCAGUGGCCACAGCUGUACGAGUUUACAAAGACUGGAGCUAUGGCAGCUGGUGUAUUAUUUGGAUAGAGUAAACUUCACCACACCAUUUGGGGAUCAAGUGUCAUUUGAUGCAAAUGGCGAUGCCUUGCCAAUAUAUGAUGUCAUGAACUGGCUGUGGCUCCCAGAUGGCACACCAAAGAUUCAGAAUGUGGGUGAAGUUAAAGAGUCGCCCCAAGGUGAAGAACUCACAGUUCAUGAGGACAGAAUUUUCUGGAACUUUGAAUCUAAACAGCCACCCAGGUCAAUCUGCAGUGAGAGCUGCCCACCAGGUACUCGGAUGGCCAGAAAGAAGGGGCAACCUGUGUGCUGUUUUGACUGCAUCCAAUGUUCUGAGGGAAAGAUCAGCAAUGAAACAGACUCCAUGGAGUGCACAAGUUGUCCAGAGGAUUUCUGGUCCAACCCCCAACAUGACCAAUGUGUUCCCAAGAAAACAGAGUUCCUCUCCUACCAUGAGCCUCUGGGAAUCUGCUUGACAGCCACCUCAUUGCUGGGCACAUUUAUCUGUGCUGUUGUUCUGGGCAUCUUCAUCUAUCAUCGCAGCACACCCAUGGUGCGUGCCAACAAUUCAGAACUCAGUUUCCUUCUUUUGGUGUCACUUAAACUAUGUUUCCUGUGUUCACUGCUGUUUAUCGGUCGUCCCAGACUGUGGACAUGUCAGCUGAGACAUGCAGCAUUCGGCAUUAGCUUUGUUCUUUGUGUUUCAUGCAUCCUGGUUAAAACCAUGGUGGUUCUGGCUGUGUUCAAGGCCUCUAAGCCAGGAGGUGGAGCCAGUCUGAAGUGGUUUGGUGCUGUGCAGCAGAGAGGGACAGUUCUGGUUCUUACUUCUGUUCAAGCAGCAAUCUGUACUGCCUGGCUUGUCUCUGCCUCACCAGUGCCUAAUAAAAACACUCAAUACCACAAUGACAAGAUAGUUUAUGAAUGUGUAGUUGGGUCCACAAUUGGUUUUGCAGUGUUACUGGGCUACAUUGGCUUACUGGCUGUCCUCAGCUUCCUGUUAGCUUUUCUAGCAAGAAAUCUUCCAGACAACUUCAAUGAGGCCAAAUUCAUCACUUUCAGCAUGCUGAUCUUCUGUGCUGUGUGGGUGGCCUUUAUCCCUGCUUAUGUCAAUUCCCCUGGCAAAUAUGCAGAUGCAGUGGAGGUAUUUGCCAUCCUGGCCUCCAGUUUUGGCCUCUUGGUGGCGCUGUUUGGACCCAAAUGUUACAUAAUUUUGUUGAGACCAGAGAGGAACACAAAGAAAGCUAUCAUGGGCCGAGCCACCCCAAGAACAUUAUUUAGGGGAAAACGGAAGCAGCGCUCUCUUUCUCUCACUCUCUCUCCUACCUGUCAUUGGCCGGCGAAGUGCUGCGUGGUGCAGACAACAGCACGAAGGACGCCAAACAAUUUGUUUUGCGUUCCCAGUCAUCUGAUCAAUCUGCUCGUUACACAUAAAUUGCAAACCCGAAGUGGAGGGUGUGAUUUAUUGGUCGUCGUGAUUCUAAGCAGGUUGCAGCACUGGGCACUAAAAGGAGUUAAAGGACUCAUUCCUGCAACACUCUAUAGUUGUGUCCCAAAUCAAGACUGGUUGCAUCACUGUAGCUCGACUAAGCUGUUCCAUUACGAAGGCUCCCUCAAAUGCGGACAAGAAAUGCAGCCUUCCCUAUCCUGGGCCAUGAAGACUCCAACAGGUGGAUCCUUCCCUGCCCAUACUAUCCCAAGAUUUGUUGCGCGAUGGAGACAAUUUUAUCUGAAUGGGAUGCACAAGCCUGGCGAUGUGAUUCUGGGUGGGUUGUUUGAAGUGCACUACACCUCUGUCUUCCCUGAGCUGACAUUCACCUCUGAGCCAAAUCAGCUCAGCUGCCGAGGCUUUGACCCUCCAGGGUUCAGACAUGCCAUGACCAUGGCCUUUGCUAUUGAUGAGAUCAACAAAAACUCCAACCUGCUACCUAAUGUGACUCUGGGAUACAGUCUCUAUGAUAACUGUGCCACACUUGUAAUUGGAUUCAGUGCUGCAUUGUCAUUGGCCAGUGGUCGAGAGGAGCAGUUUCUGUUUCAGGAGACCUGUUUGGGGACCCCUCCAGUCCUGGGGAUCGUGGGUGAUUCCUUCUCAACGUUUUCUAUUGCCACCUCUGAUGUGAUAGGUUUAUUCAGAUUGCCCAUUGUGAGUUAUUUUGCCACGUGUUCCUGCCUGAGUGAUCGCCAAAGGUUUCCAUCCUUCUUUAGAACAAUACCAAGUGAUGCUUUUCAGGUGCGUGCUAUGAUUCAGAUUUUAAAACGCUUUGGCUGGACUUGGGCAGGUCUGCUGGUCAGCGAUGAUGAUUAUGGACUCCACGUUUCUCGAUCCUUUCAAUCUGACUUGGCUCAGUCUGGUGGAGGUUGUCUGGCCUACACAGAGAUUUUGCCUUGGGGUGACAACCCAGCUGAACUUAGGAGGAUUGUGAAUGUGAUGAAGAAGUCCACAGCUCGUGUGGUCAUUGUGUUUGCACAUCAGAUACAUAUGAUCCAACUGAUGGAAGAGGUGGUGAGGCAGAAUGUGACAGGCCUGCAGUGGAUGGCCAGUGAAGCCUGGACAGCAGCUGCUGUGCUCCAGACCCCCCACCUCAUGCCGUACCUGGGUGGGACACUGGGAAUUGCCAUCCGUCGAGGAGAAAUACCAGGACUCAGGGAUUUUCUGUCAGGAAUACGUCCUGACUUCCAUGACAACAAUAACAAUGGAAAUAGCUUAGUGAUGCAGUUUUGGGAAUACACAUUUCAGUGUAGAUUUGCUCCAGCUCCAGCAGGCUGGAUAGAAGCUGGAGGAGCAUUAUGUACUGGAAAUGAAGACUUAGAGAAUGUGGAGACUGAGUUUUUGGAUGUUUCUAAUCUCAGACCAGAGUACAAUAUUUACAAGGCUGUGUAUGCUCUGGCGUAUGCCCUUGAUGACAUGCUGCUGUGUGAGGCAGGGAGAGGGCCUUUCAGCGGCCACAGCUGUGCCACUUUGAAAACACUGGAGCCAUGGCAGCUUAUGUAUUACUUGGAAAAGGUCAACUUCACCACACCAUUUGGUGAUGAAGUGUCAUUUGAUGGGAACGGCGAUGCCUUACCGAUAUAUGAUAUCAUGAACUGGCUGUGGCUCCCUGACGGACGAACAAAGGUUCAGAAUGUGGGGGUCGUUAAGAAGUCUCCCUUCAAAGGUGAAGAACUCACACUUCAUGAAGACAAAAUCUUCUGGAACUUUGACUCUAAACAGCCCCCCCGGUCAGCAUGCAGUGAGAGCUGUCCUCCUGGCACCCGAAUGGCCAGAAAGAAGGGGGAGCCUGUUUGCUGUUUUGACUGUGUCCCUUGUUCUGAGGGAAAGAUCAGCAAUGAAACAGACUCCAUGGAGUGCAUCAGUUGUCCAGAGGAUUUCUGGUCCAGCCCCCAGCAUGACCACUGUGUUCCCAAGAAAACAGAGUUCCUCUCCUACCAUGAGCCUCUGGGUAUCUGCUUGACAGUCACCUCAUUGCUGGGCACAUUUAUCUGUGCUGUUGUCCUGGGCAUCUUCAUCUAUCAUCGCAGCACACCCAUGGUGCGUGCCAACAAUUCAGAACUCAGUUUCCUUCUUUUGGUGUCACUUAAACUAUGUUUCCUGUGUUCACUGCUGUUUAUUGGUCGUCCCAGACUGUGGACAUGUCAGCUGAGACAUGCAGCAUUUGGCAUCAGCUUUGUGCUUUGUGUCUCAUGCAUCCUGGUGAAAACCAUGGUGGUUCUGGCUGUGUUCAAGGCCUCUAAGCCAGGAGGUGGAGCCAGUCUGAAGUGGUUUGGUGCUGUGCAGCAGAGAGGGACAGUUCUGGUUCUUACUUCUGUUCAAGCAGCAAUCUGCAUUGCCUGGCUUGUCUCUUCCUCACCAGCACCUCAUAAAAACACCCAAUACCACAAUGACAAGAUAGUUUAUGAAUGUGUCAUCGGGUCCACAAUUGGUUUUGCAGUGUUACUUGGUUAUAUUGGUUUACUGGCUAUCCUCAGCUUCCUGUUAGCUUUUCUGGCAAGGAAUCUUCCAGACAACUUCAAUGAGGCCAAACUCAUCACUUUCAGCAUGCUGAUCUUCUGUGCUGUGUGGGUGGCCUUUGUCCCUGCUUAUGUCAACUCCCCAGGCAAAUAUGCAGAUGCAGUGGAGGUAUUUGCCAUCCUGGCCUCCAGUUUUGGCCUCUUGGUGGCGCUGUUUGGACCCAAAUGUUACAUAAUCCUCCUGAGACCAGAGAGAAACACAAAGAAAGCUAUUAUGGGUAGAGGAACCAGUAAAACAUAAAAAAGUAAAUAUCAAUUAGUUCCAUUCAGCCUUUAUUUUAAAAUAUAUUCAUCUGCUAAUGAAAUGACACAAUAAGUAACUCCCCUGACAUAAUUACAAAAUGACUUAUGAGAGAUAAAUAAACUUUUAAAAGCUGAGUUUUCUAGUGUUUGUGUCAUUUCAUUGCCUGUUCUGCCUGAUUUCAUUAAUGGGAGUUUUUCAAAUACAUAAGGACACUGUAAGACACUAAAGCUGUUAAUAAAUCAAGUCAAUAAAUAAAUUAAAACACAAUCUUUAUGUUCAUUUUUUCAUUAAUUUAUUUGGUUACUUUGAGUACACAUUUGUAGAUCUUCAGCUUAAUUGAGAAAGAGUUGUACUGUUUGACAUUUGAACAUUUUUCUUUUAUUUAGAUUGAAUUUCAGUGCCCCCAAAAUUGAAGUCACAGCCCAUUCACAAAAAGACUUGGUAAACAGGGCAACCUUGGUGAAUACCAUUGUUAAUAACUAUUCUUGCAAGAAGUUGAAGAGCAGUAUGUCAGGAUCAUUUUGAAAUAUAUCUUUGUAAUAAAACAACUCAAUAACA